AUGGAUACCAAGGGAAAGAACACCGUCCAAAAUGGAAAGUUCCAGGGGAAAGAUGUACACUUGCUGCAGUUGGUGAAGGAGCAGAAGGGAAAAAAGAAGAAAAGAAAAAAGAGCAAAGACAAAGACCCCUCAGAAAAUGAUGGGAUGGAUGAGACCGUAAGUAGCAUACCAGAAGAGGAAGCCGAGGGAACUCACAAAACCAAAAAGAAGAAAAAACAUGAUAAAGGUAGACAGAAUGAAGAAUGCCCUCCAGUUGCGGAAAUCAUCACAGACAUUCAGGUGAAAAAGAAGCACAAAAAAUCAAAGUAUGUCCAGAGAGAUCCUGAAGAGGAACCAAAUUUCUAUGAGAAAGAAAAUAUGCAAGCAGAAGUAAAUGCAAAAGUUCAAAGCAGUGAAGAUGAAAAAAAGACAAAGAAAAAGAAGAAAAAGAAACAUCAUAGAGAAUUAAGUGAAGACCAAGAAUUAAGUAAUAGAGAAGAAAGUAGUAUUCAUAGUGGCCCAGGCCCUGCUGCCUGGGGCUUAUAUCGUCACCCUAGCAAUUGCGCAAAACCCCUCAUGCCAAAAUACCAGCAUCCCUUGCCAUUCUUCAUGAUACUAUGA
Messenger RNA from Penaeus monodon (black tiger shrimp), 600 nucleotides. RefSeq names its product protein FAM133-like. The transcript is spliced from 2 exons. Bases 1 to 600 code for a protein of 199 amino acids. The record is from RefSeq and is a predicted model, not a curated record. Lineage: Eukaryota; Metazoa; Arthropoda; Malacostraca; Decapoda; Penaeidae.